AUGGUCUUCUCGUCUCUUCCCGCCCUGCUGGCUAUAACGCCAAGGGAAGAUGACCCUGCAUCAGUAGCCCGUUGUAAAGAGAGGCUUGAGUUGCAGCCGGCGCGUGCUUGCAGAGCCCCCCGCGGCGAGGGCGUCCCCGCGGCGGCGGGCCUGCGCGGCGCCGUGCAGCGGCUGUCCGUCAACGGCCGCCUGCUGGAGCUGGGGACAGCGGCGGCGCAGGCGUCGCCCCCCGUGCCGCCGUGGCGCGGGUCGCCCUGCGCGCACCCACACUGCCUGCCGCGCUGUCAGCUCGGCGGCCGCUGCAGCCAAGGUGAUCGUAACGAUUCAAUCAGUGAAAGACCAGUCAAAUUUACGGGAUCCUCAUUUUUCCGCCUUCCAAAUAAAGUAAUAAAAAGGAAGAAGACGGAGCAAGCCAACCGGUACGAGAUCGUAUUCAGGACGAUGGAGUUAAACGGGCUGUUGCUGUGGCUGAGUAAAGGCAGAACGGCUACGAACCACUUCUCCCUGGCGGUCGUGAACGGACAAGUGGAGAUGAGCUUCGGCCUGGGACGGAGGCACAAGCCGCUCCUCAUCAGGUCGCAGGUGUGGGUGAGCGACGGCGCGUGGCACCGCGUGGUGGCGCUGCGGCACCGCUGGAGGGCGGCGCUCAGGGUCGACGCCGGGCCUCCGGGGCGAGGGGCGGCGGCCGGCGGCGCCGCGGCCACGCUGCGCUCCAACGGCUGGCUCUGCAUAGGAGGGUCCCGCUCCUUGCCGCCUGGGUUGCCAAUGUCCUACUACGUCGGCUUCAAAGGCUGCAUCAAGGAACUUCUGGUGUCCAGAAAACAACUCAGCGUCCUGGAGCGAGUUGAUGAACACAAGAACUUCAUUGAAUACUGCCACGAAAACGAAGUGUGAUUGACCAUCGUGCCAAAGGACAGUUGUUAUACAGUUCCUGCGUGUCGUGAAUUCAGUUGGUUUUCAAUAAUACUCUAAACAGUACCUACAGUUUUUAUAUGUGGUGCGCUAUCGUUCUGAUUUUUGAACGAGAGGGAUGCUUUAACAAGGAGAAACUUGUCACCUGUACUAGAUUACUGAGUUUUAUUUAAAUAGCUGAAAUAACCGUUACGUAAAUACUCAACACGUUUCUUAUGUUUCAACGUUUCUUUUCUUCGUUUCCUGUUUUCUUUACGUGCAUUAACGUUGCGGCGGUCAGUGUAAGGAGUGGCAUAUCGUAAUGUGAAAUGUGAUAACAUUCUAGUCCAUAUAACGUGACUGUAUAAUUUUGUGUCAAAUUGUGUGACGUAUAGUGUAUGUGGAGUAGUACUGUCACCGAAUGCGUUCUUGGAACACGAAAGACAUGAUCUGACAGCUACGUAAUUUUUACGAUGUAAAAAGCUAGUAAAAACGGCUGUUCUCGUCCCAACUAGCGUUAAGGCCGGUAGUUGGGCGUUUGCAGUAGCCUCAUUGUUGAACUGGAUUAGAACAGUAGUACCUGGUUGUGUCUACGGACUUCUAAGCUUUAAGAUAUGUGCUCCGAACUUCUUUUUUUAAGUAUUUGCCUCAUACUAGUAACUUUUUUAGUUUCAUGUAUACAAAAUGUAUGUUAGUUCGAGACAUGUGUAAACAAAGUAUUUUUAUAUAUCGAGAAAUAGCAAUAAUUAAUAAUGUAAUUUUAAAAUCAGCGACAAUAAGGUACAAAUAAUACGUGAGCUACCAGUGGGUUGUGGAUUGCUUCUAAUGAUGGAAAAACUGCCACUGAAUCACUCUUCCAUUUUUUAAUACUUGUGUUCAAAUUUAAAG
Messenger RNA from Schistocerca cancellata (South American locust), 1779 nucleotides. RefSeq names its product agrin-like. Bases 1 to 894 code for a protein of 297 amino acids. The transcript has 6 exons. NCBI's taxonomy places the organism in Eukaryota, Metazoa, Arthropoda, Insecta, Orthoptera, Acrididae. The record is from RefSeq and is a predicted model, not a curated record.